CCUCUUUGUUCUUAGUUUUCUGCUUCACUCUGUUUCACGCUCACUCUCUCUCUCAACCCCAUUGCAAUUUCACUCUGUUUUGCUCUGUAAUCCAUGGCUUCUUCUGCAAAUCCGUGUCGUACAGAGACUGUGCCUCCCUUCUACUUCGACGAGAAGUGGAAGUUGUCCAAGAAAGAGGCUUCUUCUAGAAGCCGCUCUUCCAUUUCUUCCUCUUCGUCUUUCAUGAAGAAUUCGACCGACACUCGGAGGCGCUGCGCCUUCGCCAGAAAGUGCGCCAAGCUCGUCAAGGAACAGAGGGCUCGAUUCUACAUCAUGAGGCGCUGCGUCAUAAUGCUCAUCUGCUGGCGCGACUAUGGCGAAUCCUGAAGACACAGCCAACAAAGGGGAUCUCGAAGAGAUACUCCAAGAGAAAAGUUUCUCUCUCUCAUCCUCACUCUUUUUUCCAGAUCCUUCGCGAGGAAGACUCGUAGCGAUGAUACACCUGUACAUAUAAAGUUAUUCUUCUUUCUCUCUUUUGGUUCUUCUCAGGUGGUUUAGAAUUGGAAUAGAAACUUUUUUUUUCUCCCUUUUAGGGCUAUGCAUCUCCAUUGAUGGAGGUUUCUUGGUGGUGGUAGUGUUAAUAGUGCUAUAGAAGAGAGACUAGAAUGAAGGAAUUUAUGAAUUAACAUACAGUUUUGUUUGAUGAUUAAUCUACUCGGCUUUUCUGUGUUACUGUUGAGUUGAAUUUGUGGCUUUGCUUGCUACUUCUGG
Prosopis cineraria is the source of this 750-nucleotide messenger RNA. RefSeq names its product small polypeptide DEVIL 11-like. The transcript has a single exon. The record is from RefSeq and is a predicted model, not a curated record. Bases 94 to 366 code for a protein of 90 amino acids. Lineage: Eukaryota; Viridiplantae; Streptophyta; Magnoliopsida; Fabales; Fabaceae. Gene Ontology annotation, biological process: negative regulation of cell population proliferation.